AGAUGGCGGAAACAACAUGGCUGAAACAGGAAUAGAUCGCCUGAUGGAGCGAAAUUUGCAUUUAUCCGACAUCAUUCAAUUAAUUAUAUUCACUAAUGAUAUCAGAAAAAUUCAAAACAUUUAAACUGAACAUUUUAGAAAGGCAUAAAAUCUGUCCGUACUCCAUUUUCACACAUAGGCCUUCAGUUGUUUUCGUUGUGGGAUAUUUGACACUUGUGUAAAAAUGAUGGCGCAGCAGAGAACACGCUCUAGAGAAGAGCCUCCAGUAGAAAGAACAUCAAAGAUGUAUGUUGAUCCUGAAAUUCGAUUUUCAAAAAUGGAGAAGAUUGGAAAGGGAUCUUUUGGUGAAGUGUUUAAAGGAAUAGACAAUGAAAGUCAGCAAGUAGUCGCUAUUAAAAUAAUAGACCUAGAGGAAGCAGAAGAUGAAAUUGAAGAUAUACAACAAGAAAUUAUGGUCCUUUCACAGUGUGACAGUCCCUUUGUCACUAAAUAUUAUGGUUCAUAUUUGAAGGGUUCAAAAUUAUGGAUUAUUAUGGAGUAUUUAGGUGGUGGUUCAGCAUUAGAUUUAAUGAAAGCAGGACCAUUUUCAGAAAAUGACAUUGCUAUUAUAAUAAGGGAAAUUCUUAAAGGAUUAGAUUAUUUACAUUCUGAGAGAAAAUUACAUAGAGACAUAAAAGCUGCCAAUGUAUUACUGUCAGAAAAUGGUGAUGUUAAAUUAGCAGAUUUUGGAGUUGCUGGCCAACUUACCAAUACAACCAAUAAAAGAAACACAUUUGUUGGGACGCCAUUCUGGAUGGCACCAGAAGUUAUUAAACAGUCAGCUUAUGAUACAAAGGCUGAUAUAUGGAGUUUAGGUAUAACUGCUAUAGAAUUAGCUAAAGGAGAACCUCCAAACUCAGAACUUCAUCCAAUGCGGGUAUUAUUUCUCAUUCCAAAAAAUCCUCCUCCUCAACUCACGGGGAAUUACUCAAAGUUUUUCAGAGAAUUUGUAGAGCUUUGUUUGAAUAAAGAGCCUGCAAAUCGACCAAGUGCCAAAGAUUUAUUAAAACAUAAAUUUAUACUAAGAGCAAGAAGGACAACAUAUCUUCAAGAUUUAAUAGAUCGUUACAAACGAUGGAAGUCUGAGAAAGGAAACACUGGUGACUCUGACAGUGAUGAAAGUGAACCAGAUGAAGAAGACGAAGCAGAUGUAGAUACAGACUGGAUUAUGACGAUCAGACAAGCAGAUCAAGAUUUAAAGAAACAGUUACAGAAUGGAGAUAAGAUGCCAGAUCAGAAUCAACAGAAACGCCCUGCCCCUCCGGCUCCCCCCAACAAUCCCAUGCAUGAGGACACUAAUAAUUACAAUAUUGGUCCUAGAAAACAAGAGAGAAUACCGGAUAGUCAACCAUAUAAUCACCCAGCUAGAGGUCCUACUCAUGGACCAAUAGUUGGACAUAUAGGUCCACAAGGACCAUUAAUUGGACGCACAGAAUCAGCUCCAGUUUUAAAUGACCGUAAAGAUGGCGCACCCAUUCACCAACGUAGUCACUCUGACGAUGCACAACCUUCAUCUUCAUAUUACCCUGCGUAUCCUGCAAACCCAUCCAAUCAUGUCAAUCGACCAUCAUCACGUCCUAAAUCUCAGUAUGAUAUACCUGCAAAUAUACCGCCAAAACCAUAUGGGGUCAACAGGGGCCCUGAUAUUAUACAAUUUAGACAUCAAAGUCGACAGCCAGCUCCCCAGCCCCCAAGUCCAGGCCGACCAACGUCUAUGAUAGAAUUACCGCGCCAGUCUUCCAGUCUUUCUAACACAGUAGUACCUUUACUUUCUACACUAAAAUCAGAAUACUAUGAAGAUUAUCGACGCAACGGUAGACCUGUUCAAAGAACCGAAACGGUAGAUGAACUCAAAAAUGCUUUUGAAUUGGUUGAGAGAUCAUGUCCUGGUAUUGUUGACGAAUUUUUAACGAGUGUUGUAAGUCGUUUAGCCUCAGUAUCACAGGGAGGAGUUGAUGUUAGACGAGCUGUAGAUAAGAUUAAAAGGCCUUCCUAGCAGUUGUAGUUGCCUAGGUUACACCAGUUAGCAUUACCAAUACGGUUACAUACAUGAUGGUCCAUAGACUGAUUCUACUGUGAUAAACAAACAUUUUAUAGAAAGUGCUAACAUUACUUGACAUGGCAAGAAGUGAUGGUGCUCUCCUUCAUUACAUCGUCAAUCCUUGUACAACAUCAUUAUAAAUGGGUCAAAAUGUAUAUCUGACAGAAAGAAAGCUUAAACCACUGCAUUAUUGUACAGGAAUUUCUUAUUGUUGGAGCCUAUCAACAUUUUGUAAACCUUUAUUAUUUAAGUAAAAAUGUUUGUAUUCAAAAGAUUUGAAUACAGGCAGCUACAAAACUAAUUGUUCUUUGAUAUCACAUGAAUGCAGGUUAUAUAGGAUCAAUGACUUCUAGUGCAGAAGAAAACACAGUGUGUUGAAUUUUUAUGUAGAACUCAUUUACUAUUCAAAGCAUUAAUGUUCGUUAAUCAAAUUUGAAAAAAAUGGAUCCUAUUUCUAAUUAGAAACAUUUCAUUGUUCUGAUGAAUAUAUUAUAUUGACUUAAAAAUGGUAUAAUCAUUUUGGUCAACACUAGGAUUAAUUAUAAACAUAUAUAUUCUAAUUAAACUGUGUUGCCAUGGAAAUGGAACAUUUAUAUACAGAUAAUGAGGAAAGAUUUGUUCCUGUGAUCCUCUGUAGACUGUCUUUUAUAUAGAUAAGAAUCAUUUCUAAAAACAAAAUCAGGAAGUUACUGUUUUCCUCCCAGUUUUAGCCAAUUAUUAAUUUGUACUAAUUUUGAUCAUUUUUGAGAACAUUGGAAGGAUAACAGUGCCAACUUAGUUGUAUAAUUUCAUGUUACUUUAUUUAUCUUUGUUAAUGUAUUAUUAUAUAUAUUAUGUUAAAUGGCUAUAAUUGACCAAUAUUUGAUAGUGACCCAAUUGAUUAAUCUGUAUAUGUAUUUAUUUAACAAAUUUAGACAUAAUUGUGCAAUUCUAUAUAUAGACUUGAGCAACUAUUCUGUAAUAUCACUUUUAAACAUUAUAUAAUGAUGAACAACAAAUUAUUUCCCUUCUUUCUUGUUUGAAAGUUUGUUUGUUAGUGUAUGUUUUCAAUGUGUUAUAAUUUGAAUAUGUCAGUGAUGAAAGAAUGUAUUAGACAGAAUGGGUGUAGUUUGUUAUGGUAAAGUUUAUUUUCUUAUGUGAAAAUGGCAUGGCAUACCAAGGCCAUGCUCAAAAUACUUUUACUUGCAGUAACUUGAAUGGCUGAUAAAAAUGUCUGCUCAUUUCCUGCUUGUUAUUUUUUUUAAACUAAGGAUGAAAUUUAAUUUGAAGUUCCCUUUCAUAAAAAAAGAUCUAAUGUGGUCAACUUAUUGAAGUAGCUUGAAUUUUAAGUUGUAGCAUUUACUAGUUUAUUUUCAGAACUGUCGUUUAAUUUUAAUUUCAACAUAGAAUGCUUACAAACUCAUUGAAUUAAAUUUAUUCUUGUGUAAUUUAGAUCAGCAAUCUUACCAAAAUUGUUAGAUCUUUUGGGUAUCCAAUGAUAGUUUAGACAAAAUUAGACGAAGUAACAUGUUAAAUAUGGGUGAUAAUUAUAACAAAGGGUGUUUAUGACCUUUUAAAACUUUGUUUUUCUUGUUAAUUAUAGGACAUGUAAUAGAAUAUAGUUCUAGUAUAAUUUUAUUUUAUCUAUUUUCUAAACUUUGAAGAUAUAUUAUACCUGUAUUUAUGUAGUUCUUGUAAGUAGUAUAUCAUAAAUCAAACAACCAAAAUGAUAUAUGCAUUUUAAAAUCAGUUAAUAUUAAACCUGUCAUAUUCUCUUUGAUGUUAGACUAGAAAUGCUUAAACUUUAAGUUAGCUCAACAAAGCUUCAUAUUUUGACUGAAAAUAGUAAAUACAAAGGGGCCAAAAGUUAAUGAGUUUCAUCAAUGAUUGACAAUCAGAAUUGUUCAGGAUAAAGUGUACAUAUAUACAUUUUGUAAUUUAUAACAAACUAUGUACAUUUUCAUUAAGAUUGAGAUCUAAUUUCUUAUGUUUUUUUUUGCGUAUGAAAUGUCUGUUUCUUUGGAUGCUGAAAAUGUUAACAUUAAACCAAUAUUGAUACCAGAUAGGUUACAUCUGAUUGUAUUUCUGAAAGAUAAAAUUAGGUUAAUACAUUCAUCAUUUGAUUUAUUGUUUUUAUGGGAAAAUAUUUAUUACUGAAACUUUAAUAUGUUUAUAUUUGAAAGAAAAUCUGAGGGACAACAAUCAAUUUGAUAUGGCUUUGAAAAAGCAAUGUUAUUUUCCGUGUCCGAGAGAGCUGCAAUUUCCGUUUUCAAAUAAAUAGAACAAUGAUCAGUGACAACGUAUUGUUUUUGAAAAUAAUAAAACAAUGGUAGCUGACAACAAAGUUUUAUUUUGAGAUAAUUUUUGCUACCAUGAUUUUGAUACAUCACCAAGCUUUACAGGAAUACUAUACUUAGUUAAUUUUAACGACUGAAUGCCAUGCUCACAUAACUCUUCUGGUAUACAGUUAUUUUCACACAUUAGAAUGACUUGUGUUUUUUAAAAAUCAUAAAGCAAUUUCAUUGAUAAAUUUCUUUUUCUAUUUAGCUGCAUUCAAAUUUCUAAAAUGUAUAACUAUUUUUGUUCUAUCUUCAAGCAAAUGUCAGUCUAUUUGUAUGUGCCAUCCAGUGAGAUCUUAAUUUAAUAGUGAUUCAAUAUGGUUACAAUAAUUUAAUCUCUCAUUUUUUGUAGAUCAUCUCUUUGUAAGAAAUUUUUUUCAAGAGUAGUUGGCAUUGGAAGCCUGGUGAAUAAAUCCUCCAUAAAAAAAAGCUCUAUUUUGAGGAGACAUCAACAUAUUCCAUAUAUUAAAUGCUAAGGGCUGUCCCAAAAUUAAACACAUUGGGACAUGGAAGGCUCUUUUUUAAGACCUGACCACCCAUAAAAUAAAAAUUCUGAGGAAAAUUCAACCACCAAUAUUUAUUUAAUUUGAGUGCCUGUCAUACCCCCACCCAAAAAUUUUGAAACAGCCCUUAGACAGACCACUAUACCAAUUCUGUGAAAUCCACAACAUUUGUGAAGAGAGGAUGAUGUAUUUAUUUGCAUCCAUUAUAUAUGUAUGGUUAUGUUUGUAUAUUAACAAAUUUAUUUGUAAAUAUUUGCUUAUAAUGUAUAUUAUAUACAUAUAUAUAUAUAUCAUAUCAUUCCAAAGGACUUCUCAGAUGUAUUACUGAAUAAAUACAUUUUAACUUUU
Messenger RNA from Mytilus californianus (California mussel), 5249 nucleotides. Its product is annotated as serine/threonine-protein kinase 26-like. Bases 224 to 2035 code for a protein of 603 amino acids. Gene Ontology annotation, molecular function: ATP binding; protein kinase activity. Gene Ontology annotation, biological process: protein phosphorylation. The record is from RefSeq and is a predicted model, not a curated record. Lineage: Eukaryota; Metazoa; Mollusca; Bivalvia; Mytilida; Mytilidae. The transcript has 15 exons.